Messenger RNA from Onychomys torridus (southern grasshopper mouse), 387 nucleotides. It is a transcript of the gene Ly6d, whose product is annotated as lymphocyte antigen 6 family member D. Lineage: Eukaryota; Metazoa; Chordata; Mammalia; Rodentia; Cricetidae. Gene Ontology annotation, biological process: lymphocyte differentiation. Gene Ontology annotation, cellular component: cell surface. The record is from RefSeq and is a predicted model, not a curated record. The coding region runs from base 4 to 387 and encodes 127 amino acids. The transcript is spliced from 3 exons.
AGGAUGAAGACGGCUCUGCUCCUCCUCCUUGCCUUGGCUGGGGCCACUAGCCCAGCCUGGGCCCUCCGAUGUCACGUGUGCAGCAGCAGCACUAACUGUAAGCAAUCUCAGACCUGCCCAGCCAGCUCCAACUAUUGCAAAACGGUCACCACAGUGGACGCUCUGACUGGGAACCUGGUGAAGAAAGAAUGUGUAGACUCAUGCACUUCCAACAACAGCCAGCAGGGCCAGAUCAGCAGCGGUUCCUGGGUCAUACAAUGUUGCCAGGGUGACCUGUGCAAUGAGAAGCUGUACAGCGCUGCACCUGCACGUGCCCUGUUCAGCAGUGCCAACCUGUGCCUGGCAAUGAGCCUGGGCCUCCUCGCUCUUACCGUUCUUGGCCUGUAA